UUAAGGCGUUGUUAACAUACAAUUAGAUAGCCAUAUAGUCUUAUGACUUGAUAUCUCUGAGGACAGUCUUUCAGUAUUUGCUCAAGUGUUGAAAUGGAGGCGAAAGUGAUAUGUUUUCUCAUGAUUGGAGUAAUAAUUGGAACUGUUAAUUGUAUGACCAGAGCGCAAUUGAAGAAUUCGGGGAAAAUGUUCAGAAAAAACUGCCUGGCCAAGGUCAAAGUAGAGGAAGAAUUAAUCGCUGACAUAGAAAAAGGGAAGUUUAUAGAAGACAAAGACGUCAUGUGUUAUAUAGCUUGUGUUUAUCAAAUGACUCAAAUUGUAAAAAACAACAAGUUAAGUUACGAAGCGGCUAUCAAACAGAUUGACCUCAUGUAUCCGGCAGAUAUGAAGGAGUCUGUCAAGAAAUCUGUGGAUAAAUGCAAAGAUAUUUCUAAGAAAUAUAAGGACUUGUGCGAGGCUUCAUUCUACACAGCCAAGUGCAUUUAUGAAGAUAACCCAAAGGAUUUCAUAUUUGCAUAAAAACAAGGGUAGUUAAGUUGAUAGUCCACCGAUAUUUCUAUUUUAUAUAGCUAAGUUAGUAUAGUUUGCAAUAGACGUGCAGCUUUAUAUUAAUUCAUUUUUAUUAACUUUUGGACCUGAAUAAAGUCCAUAUAUUUAAUUAAAUUGUAUUUUAAUAUUGUAAAAAAAUAUACUUCUUAUAAAUACACGAUGACAUCAUAAUAAAAUUGAGUUAGCAAAAAACUAAAUUGUGCAUUUUGAUACAUAUCUUAGUCUUAUCUUGAUUUGAUCAAUAUUUAAAUUAAUGCAUAUUAAUAUUUAAUUAGGAUUAUGUUUAGAGCUGUUUAAAAAUAGAUUAUUUUAAUGUAAUUGUUGUAAAAUUUAUGUACUUAGUUAUUGUGUACACUACAAUUUCAACAUUUUGUUGCAUAGAAUCAUUAAAAAAUACUACCUAGUUGAAAACAAUACUUCUUCUUAUGGGAAGUCGGUUAAAACACAUAAAACAAAGUCUAUGCAGCUUCGAGCAAGGUAAUUACCUCAAAAUGCGCCAGUCACGCUUCCUCUCUUUGAGUACUACCUAGACAUUUGUUAUAAUUACUAAGUAGUAGAAUAAACACCUUAUCUUGAUAAAACACUAAUUGAAAUCUUCUGUAUUUUCUUGCACAACAAUGUCAAAGGUUUGACUAAGUAUUUGUUUUUACAAAUUGAUACAAAAUUAUGUACACGUAAUUUGCAUGUAUUUAAACAUUAAAAUAAAUAUUAAUUACAGUUGUUACAGUAUUUUCAUUUGUUUUUCGGAUAUGGCCACAAAUUUUCUGUGUUUGGGAAAGUAGAUCGAUCGUUUCGGAUAUUCCCUCGCAGCAGCGCCCGGAACAAUCGGUCUAUUUGAAUUAUUAGUCUUUUGUCUCAAUAAUAUGUAAUUUUCUUCCAAUUCGACUACUUUUAUUUCCGUAACGUACUUUUUGCGUACUUUUUAAAUAGACCUUUCGUUAUAAAUCGACUAAAUUAAGUAUAUGUAUGUGCCUCGGCCCUGGUUGAUGAAGUAAUGAAUAAACAAACAUACC
Molecule: messenger RNA, 1562 nt
Organism: Plodia interpunctella (Indianmeal moth)
Lineage: Eukaryota; Metazoa; Arthropoda; Insecta; Lepidoptera; Pyralidae
Product: general odorant-binding protein 72
Exons: 5
Coding region: 94-519 (141 amino acids)
Biological process (GO): sensory perception of smell; olfactory behavior
Cellular component (GO): extracellular region
Molecular function (GO): odorant binding; dibutyl phthalate binding
Source: RefSeq, a predicted model, not a curated record